This is a messenger RNA of Adineta steineri, 735 nucleotides long. NCBI's taxonomy places the organism in Eukaryota, Metazoa, Rotifera, Eurotatoria, Adinetida, Adinetidae. The record is from the annotation of a GenBank genome assembly.
AUGGUUCGUCUUUCAUGUGGUAUUCAAUUUAUACGUACAAUACUAUUUGUAUUAAAUAUUAUAUGUCUUCUUAUUGAUUUUUUAUUAUUAAUCAUAGGGAUUCAUAUUAAAGUCAAUGGAAAAUUUAGUGUAAUCAUUAUUACUUAUGAUAUCAGUCAAAUAUUUGAUAAAGAAGUUCUGCAACGAAUAGGAAUACUUAUGAUUAUUAUUGGUAUAGCAACUAUUUGUUUAGCAAUAUUUGGUUGUUUAGGUACUGUUUAUCAUAAUCGAGAUUUUCUUUAUAUAUAUUCAAUCAUACUUUCACUUAUUAUUGUAUUUGAAUUUGUUGGUAUUAUUAUAACAUUAAGAUUUCGUAAUGAUUUCUGGGAAUUGUAUAAUUCUAAUUUUGAAAAUAUAUUUCAACGUGCUUAUCGUUAUAAUCAAACAGAAAUAAUUCGAAUUAUUGAACAAUUCGAACAAGAUCGUAAAUGUUGUGGUGUUAAUAGUUAUACAGAUUAUAUUAAAUAUGGUCAUACAAUUCCUUCAUCUUGUUAUCCAAAUCAAAUCUUACAAGAAAAUUCAUUUAGUCAAAGUUGUGCAGAAGCCAUUGUUAUUUGGAUAUGGAAUGAAUUACCAAUGAUUGUUGGAAUAUUAACUAGUAUUUUCUUUAUUGAACUUUUUGGUGUUAUCUCAUCAUUAGUAUUAGGUGUAACAGUUUCUCAUUCUUCAAAUACUGAUUUUUAUGAUAAAUUAUAA